Penicillium salamii is the source of this 2853-nucleotide messenger RNA. The record is from the annotation of a GenBank genome assembly. NCBI's taxonomy places the organism in Eukaryota, Fungi, Ascomycota, Eurotiomycetes, Eurotiales, Aspergillaceae.
AUGGCAAACAUUCACAGCAAAGUCUCUGAAGAUGAGGACAGCGACAAGCAAUCCGGUGGUGGUACAGACCAGUGUCAGACAAACACAUCGGCAUGUCAACUGAAGUCACAAGAAGAAGAUCGCCAGUCGUCACAGCCCGAAAACGGAAACAUAUUUGUACCCCACAGCGACAGUGAACUAGGCUUGAAGCUCCUCAAUGGUCAGAUGUGCGUUGAAGUUAGCAACUGGAAGUGCAAGUUCCCGAGUGUUAUCAUGAAGAACCAUGUCUGUGGUAACCCAAAGGGUGGGCUUGAAGUUGGAUUCUGCAAUGAAGUUAUCAAGAUCGAAUUCCGAAUCCCACCUGGGUUCCCUGAUCGCAUGAUUGGAUUCAUGACUGUCUUGCAGUCUCUCUUCCUUGAGCCGGAACGUCUGGGCAUAACCGAAAUCAAAAUUGGCCGUGAACUUGUCAAGCAAGAGCGCCACAAAGCCAAAGAUCAGGAGUGUCACGUCAGCUGGUCAUCCCCUAGGGACAGAUCUGGCUGCCGAGUGAGCUGGAUCAAGGAAAGCCACCAUGCCAUGAUCAAGUACAAAUUCUCCAAUAUCAACAAGAUCGGAGUAGAUGAAGAGAUGAUCAUGGAGGUGAAUGAAAGCAAUGAGAUGUAUGGGAAGAUCUCUUCAGCUGAUCCGACUACGUACGGCAAAUGGCUCGCAAUGCCAGCACGAAUCUGGCUUCGGACACAAUGGUUCAUGCGCAAUAUCGAGGGAAUCGAAAACGACAUUUUCAGCAAGCUGUUCAAGCCCACUGCAGCGGUCCCGCCAGUCGUCAAGCAAGCCGUGGGCCAAGAUAUGAAGUCUGCACCCAACAACAAGAAUCAAAAGAGGAAGAAGAACAAGCAUACAAAGUGUUCAACUCCUGUCCAGCCAGAUUCUGUGCCAGUACUGGAACAGUCAAACAACAUCCACGAUGUGGCGGAAGUUCAAGAGGUGGUCAAAAAUGUGCCCAAACUCACCAUCGACACUGGCAAGAGCAAUAAGGGCCGGAAGCACAAGCGCAAGAAUGCACAUGCAAAGAAAGACAAGACUGAGCACAAUACUUUCCCUCAGCAAACCGAAGGGCAAAGAGACCUGGCUGAUCAGGAAACAUCAACUGAGCGGCAUUCUGCAUCAGAUGCUGGCCAAUCAACAUCUCCUGCCUUGUCUUCACCUGCCUUGACCUCCCCACAUCUCACAUCGCCGUUUGAUACAGCCCGCACUCACCUCUCACCCCUCUCCCAACACCCAAGCACUCCAUGCAGCUUCGCUACCAUCAAUACCUCGCCCAAAACUGCCACAGGCGAGCUGGAGGAUGCGGAAGCGGAAGAAGAGCUGGAGGUUGAGUUCGCACAACCUGUAUCCGGCGCCCAGGGCUAUUUUUCUGACCCCGAAUUUUACACCGAAUACCGCCUGGAUGGGUUGGAAGCCGACCUUCCCCACAUUGAGUCUCCAGAUGCGGUCAGAUUGGGUGUUUUCGAGGGCCUCCGGAAGGUGACCUCGCUGACUGACCAACCAUCGCGCGCCUUUCUCCUGCAUGCUGUUGACAACUCCGAGCUUGUGACAGAGGCCAGUUCUGAUCACGACCUCAGAUCAGUUGAAACAGCUUCAGGCGAGUCUGGCCGCAGUCGCCGAUUCCGGCCUUCGAAAAACAAAAAGGACCGCGCAAGGCGAAGGAAAAGGGCAGCAUACACACAGUCACAAAAGAUUCUGGCGUGGUAUUCACUUACCUACCCAGAUUUCUCUCCGGGUGGUUGGAUUAGUCCCAAUCUGUCUCCACCUGAGACUCCCGAAGAGGAACUGUCCCCCACAGGCACGCAGGCCAGCAGCGACGAGGACCAUUCCGUGCAAGCUCACUGGCACUUCUUUGACACCCCUCUCCCCUGCGCUCGGGAGGGUUGCUCGAACCAGUGCAGCUUCAUGGAUGGUUCCACCGUCGUCUGUCCGGCCUGCGGUCCAUUCUCCCUGGUCCGCUACUGUGGCAAGCAACACCUGUGGGAGGACGUCCUGUUUCAUUGGUCGAGGUGUCGCUGUUAUCCUCUCCUGCACCAGGUCGUUAUCAGUUCCCUUCCAAAGGAGAUUCUCAUGGGUCCACCGAUGCUGCUCAACAUCCAUGACUGGGAUAAGCCUGAGCGUCAUCGUCAAGCUGUCUGGUUCGCUUCCGCCGUCUGUCACGGAGACUAUUUUUUGUUCGACAACGAACCUCUCAUGGAUUUUGUAGAUCAACCAAAACGCCCCGAGGUGCUUGGAUUUUCAUCGCAGACCAACUUCGCCUGUUUGUUUACAACGCCUGAGGAGAAGGAUCGAAUUCGUCGGGUUUUGGCGGUCUGUCUUUUCAUGGCUCCUGAACAUCCAGCUCUCGUGGGCUAUCUGUACCGCUUAUUGCGUGACUGGUUGAUUAGCCAUGAUAUGCUCAGCGUCGAUAUGGAAAGUGUGCUUGCUAACCAGCUGGGACUCGAGACAGGGCUUGGAACCUCGUUCUUGAUGUAUUCCGAGCUUGCUGGGGCGCAUCACGCCUGUGAGACUGAGUGGUAUGGGGUCUCUCACCCCUGUUCAAAUCCUCAGUGCGACUCUGACCCUCCUCCCGUCUUUCUUUAUACCGAGUUGAAUGGGUUCCAGGAGCUUUGUGAUGUCUUAGAAGGUAACUUCUGGCUGUUGCGAGCACACCGGUCCACGCACCCUGAUGUGAGGAACAUGGUGGAUCGGAUACAGGGCGUUGGAUUUGAGCAGGCCCACUUGUCGGAGCGGAUUUGGCCCCGCGGUGAGGGCUGGGAUGGCGUGGGGACGGGCCCGAUGUGGGUGGAAGAGUCGUGGUCAGUUGGGCAGCGGUUUGUGGAAAUUUGA